This is a messenger RNA of Panicum hallii, 4815 nucleotides long. RefSeq names its product ARF guanine-nucleotide exchange factor GNOM-like. The coding region runs from base 122 to 4381 and encodes 1419 amino acids. The transcript is spliced from 2 exons. Gene Ontology annotation, molecular function: guanyl-nucleotide exchange factor activity. The record is from RefSeq and is a predicted model, not a curated record. Lineage: Eukaryota; Viridiplantae; Streptophyta; Magnoliopsida; Poales; Poaceae. Gene Ontology annotation, biological process: regulation of ARF protein signal transduction.
CGUUGCCUACACUGACCAGACCACGAACAGAUCUCACCAUCCCCCCUUCCCUCAGAUCCCAAUUCCCGAAGGAAUGCCUCUUGUUGGCUAGCUGCUUGCCCCGCCGCGCGCGCUCAUAUUCAUGGGCGGGCUCAGGGCAGCAUCGCCGUCGCCGUCGGGCGCGGGACCGGACACCCCGCAGCCGGCGCCGCCGCACGUGGCGAUGGCGUGCGUGGUGGCCUCCGAGGUCGCCACGGUCCUUGCCGUCAUGCGCCGCAACGUCCGCUGGGCGGGCGUCCGCUACGACGGCGGCGGCGCCGACGAGCACCUCGACCACCCGCUCGUCGUGGGGCUCAAGUCCCUCCGCCGCCGCGCCGCCGGCUGGGGCGGCGGCGGCGGCGUCGACCCGCUCCUCUACCUCCGCCCCUUCCUCGACGUCGUGCGCUCCGACGAGACCGGCGCGCCCAUCACGGGCGCCGCGCUCUCGUCGCUGCACAAGAUGCUCUCGCUCGACCUCGUCGGCCCCGCCGCGCCCAACGUCGCCGGGGCCAUGGGCGCCGUCGUGGACGCCGUCACCGGCUGCCGCUUCGAGGUCACCGACCCGGCGUCCGAGGAGGCCGUCCUGGCGCGGGUCCUGCAGGUGCUGCUCGCCUGCGUGCGCGGCCGCGCCGCGCCCGCGCUCUCCAACCGCCACGUCUGCGCGAUCGUCGGCACCUGCUUCCGCGUCGUGCAGCAGGCUGGGACCAAGGGGGAGCUGCUGCAGCGCGUCUCCCGCCAGACCAUGCAGGAGGUUAUCCGCUGUGUCUUUGCCCGCCUUCCGGACCUUAAUGCCACCGUGGUUGCCGACGAGCAGAUUGCCAGUUGGAAGGGCCAAGGUUUGGGUGCUGGGGAGUUGGACAAUGGAAGGAAUGACUAUGUGUGUUUGAACAGCUCCGGUGAUGAGGUGGGGGGUGGAUCUGGUGCUGCGCAGGACAAAACCAUGACGGAGCUGUUUGGGGUUCCUUGCAUGGUAGAGAUAUUGCAAUUCUUGUGCUCCCUCUUGAACGUAGCAGAAGACAUUGAGGUGAAGCCAAGGAUGAAUCCGAUUGACUUCGAUGAGGAUGUGCCGCUCUUUGCUCUGGGGUUGAUUAAUUCAGCUAUUGAAUUGUCCGCUUCAUCAAUACACAGACACCCAAAACUUUUGGCUUUUGUACAGGAUGAAUUGUUCCGCAAUCUAAUGCAUUUUGGCUUGUCAAUGAGCCCCUUGAUCCUGUCGACAGUGUGCAGCAUUGUUUUUACUCUCUUUUACCAUUUGCGUCAUGAACUUAAGCUGCAAAUAGAGGCUUUCUUCUCAUGUGUGAUAUUGAGAUUAGCCCAGAGUAGAUAUGGAGCUAGUUAUCAGCAGCAAGAAGUCGCCCUGGAGGCGCUAGUGGAUUUUUGCCGGCAAAAAGAGUUUAUGGCUGAGAUGUAUGCGAACAUGGAUUGCGAUUUACAAUGCUCAAAUAUUUUUGAAGAGCUAGCUAACCUUCUGUCUAAAAGUGCAUUCCCUGUGAACAGUCCUUUGUCAGCCUUAAAUGUGCUUGCUUCGGAUGGUUUGGUAGCUGUCAUUCAGGCCGUGGCAGAGCGGACCAAUAGUGGACCUCGGCAUCAUGAUCAAACAGUGCCAGAAAUAAGUGAAUAUUUUCCAUUUUGGCAGUUGAAGUGUGAGAGCAAUAAAGAUCCUGAUCAAUGGGUUAAAUUUGUUAACCAGCAAAAGGGCGUCAAGAGGAAGCUAAUGGUUGGUGUUGAAAUCUUCAAUAGGGACAAAAAGAAGGGUUUUGAGUUCCUGCAAGGUGCUCAUCUCUUGCCUGAAAAACUUGAUCCGCACAAUGUUGCUCUUUUCUUCCGGUACACACCUGGGUUAGACAAGAAUCUUCUUGGGGACUACCUGGGUAAUCAUGAUGAGUUCUCUAUUCAGGUCCUUCAUGAAUUUGCUAGAACCUUUGACUUCAAGGAGAUGAAUUUGGAUGCUGCUUUAAGGCUCUUCUUGGAAACUUUCCGUCUGCCUGGUGAGUCACAGAAGAUACAGAGAAUUCUUGAGGCUUUUUCUGAGCGAUACUAUGAACAAUCACCACAAAUAUUUGUCAAUAUUGAUGCUGCAUUGGUGUUAUCAUAUUCAGUAAUCCUGCUUAACACCGAUCAACACAAUGUAAGGGUUAAGAAGAAGAUGACUGAAGAAGACUUUAUUAGGAACAAUCGUCAUAUAAAUGGAGGCAAUGAUCUUCCAAGGGAGUUCUUGUUAGAGAUUUAUUAUUCUAUUUGCCGGAAUGAAAUCAGAACCAUUCCAGAGCAAGGAGCUGGUUGUUCUGAGAUGUCUUUCAGCCGUUGGGUUGAUCUGAUGUGGAAGUCAAAGAGAACAUCAGCAUACAUUGCUUGCAACUCCUGCCCUUUCCUUGAUCAUGACUUGUUUUCUAUCAUGGCUGGGCCAACUAUCACUGCAAUAUCUGUGGUUUUUGACAAUGUUGAGCAUGAAGAGGUUCUUACAGGAUGCAUGGAUGGUUUUCUGUCGGUGGCAAAACUUUCUGCAUUCUAUCAUCUUGAUGAUCUGCUCAAUGAUCUUGUUGUGGCACUAUGUAAGUUCACAACUUUGUUGAACAGUACCGACAGUGAUGAUCCUGUAACAGCUUUUGGGGAGGAUACGAAGGCUAGAAUGGCAACAGAAGCUGUUUUCACUAUAGCAACUACUUAUGGUGAUCAUAUACGCAGUGGAUGGACGAGUAUAGUAGAUUGCAUUUUAAAAUUGCAGAAGAUUGGCAUUCUUCCUGCUCGCCUCACUGGCAAUACAUCUGAUGAUCAGGACUCCUCAGAUUUGUUGCCCAGCAAGCUUGCCUCCUCAUCUGCAGCAGCACCUCCAGUUUUCCCAGUUAGUGCCCCCAAAAAAUCUUAUGGACUGAUGGGCAGGUUCAGCCAACUACUGUAUUACGAUCCUGAAGAAUCUAGGUCCCAGCCAACUGAGGAGCAACUUGUUGCUCAGAGGAAUGCUUCGGAGACUGCAAGGAAGUGCCAGAUAGGUGCCAUCUUCACUGAGAGCAAAUUCUUACAAGCUGAUUCACUCUCAAAUCUAGCAAAAGCCCUCAUUCAGGCAGCUGGACGACCUCAGAAGAUCACCACCUCACUGGAUGAUGAAGGAACAGCCGUCUUCUGCUUAGAGCUUCUAAUUACUAUCACAUUGAAGAACAGAGACAGGAUUGUUCUUUUGUGGCAGGGUGUUUUUGAACAUAUAGCCCAUAUCGUUCAGUCCACAGUGAUGCCCUGCAAUCUCGUGGAGAAGGCUGUCUUUGGGCUCCUGCACAUCUGUCAGAGGCUGCUCCCUUACAAGGAGAACCUAGUAGAUGACCUACUGAGGUCACUUCAGCUAAUUUUGAAACUUGAUGCUCGUGUAGCUGAUGCUUACUGUGAGAACAUUACCUUGGAGGUCACACGGCUUGUCAAAGCCAAUGCAAUCCACAUCAAAUCCCAGAUGGGUUGGCGAACUGUCAUUUCCUUGAUCUGCAUCACUGCGCGCCAUCCUGAUGCUUCUUAUGCGGGUUUUGAAGCCCUAGUUUUUAUCAUGUCAGAGGGAUCACACCUCUCACCUGCCAACUUUGUCCUUUCAGUGGAGGCAUCAAGGCAGUUUGCAGAGUCUCGGCUUGGGUCUACAGAAAGAUCUAUUCAUGCUUUGAACCUAACGGCAGAUUCAGUGAAUUGCCUAACACGGUGGACACGUGAGGUUAAAGAAGCUGGUGGAGAGGUGGACAGGAUAUUGGAAGGAAUUGCUGAGAUGUGGCUUCGUCUUGUGCAGGCUCUACGGAAGGUGUGCACAGAUCAGAGGGAAGAAGUGAGAAACCAUGCACUGUUGUCAUUGCAUAGAUGCUUAGUAGUUGAUGGAAUAUCAGUUUCAUCUUCAGCAUGGUUGAUGACAUUUGACAUUAUCUUCCAGUUGCUUGAUGAAUUGUUGGAGAUUGCGCAGAAUUACUCACCAAAAGAUUUUAGAAACAUGGAGAUGUCCCUCUUGCAUGCUGUAAAACUGUUAUGCAAGGUGUUCUUGCAGUCUCUUAAAGACCUCACAGCACAGAGCGGUUUUGGUAAGCUUUGGCUGGAAGUCCUUGCAAUGGUAGAGAAGUUUAUGAAAGUCAAAUUGAGAGGGAGGAAGUUAGAGAAGCUACAGGAGGCUAUCCCAGAGCUAAUCAAGAACGUACUGAUGGUGAUGAAAGCAAGUGGCAUCCUGUCAAAGACAAAAACCGGUGAAAACAGUUUGUGGGAAGCAACAUGGCUUCAAGUUAACAAUAUUUCGCCAGUGCUGCAGUCAGAAGUUUUCCCUGACAAUGAUGGCAACAAUGCAACACAAGGUGAACAAAACAAAUCGGAUACUCCAGCACAAUCUGACCAAAGUGCUGAGCAAUAGGAUGCGAUGGAUUCUGGCAUUAAGAUCAAGUUAGUGGAGCUGAAACUUGAUCCUUCAAGGCAGUAUGACCUUUGAAACAUUUUUGUCUAGAUGCAUACACAAAUGCUUGGAAUGCCCUCAGUGGGACACAAGGGAGAGUAAGCUGGUACACUGUAAUUUUCUUAGUCUAUACAUAUUCUUUUUGUUAUUGACAGGAAUGUUUUUGGGUUUUUUUGUUGCAACCCCAAGGUGUGUGAUUAGUAUACAACAGAUAUAGCAAAAUUUUUUAUCAACAAUACAUGAUUUGUUAGAGGUGCAGUGGACUGUGGUAGCAUCAUAGCUCUACACGGUGGACCCGUGUUAAUUCAUGUAUCAAUAGGUUUAAGGGACAUGAUAUACUGUAGGAUUCGUACACGCAUUACAUUCUAGCAAGUGAAUAAAAAUAGUUGGUCAAA